AAUAACCAUAGCUGACAUACGUUGGUAAGACACCUUUCUAUAAAGCAGGAGAGUUAAGCUGUUAAAAUGUCGCUCAGUUUGGAAAGGCUUAUGUGUGUUCUGUCUAUAGCAUCUUCUGGUUUAUGCACUUAUUUAUUCUUUGCGUUUGCAACUGCAGGAAGACUGAAACUCCCGGGAUCCGAUGUGUAUACUCGUUCACCGUUAUAUGUUGCCAACAAGUACAACGUUGAUAAUGACCCCUCCCAAAGCAUGGUUUCAAUUGCUUGGCCGAUCACCCUGCUCUCAAAUUUGCUUGCAUCUAUAUGCUUGUAUAAAAUCUGUAAGACCCGCAACAUUUUUCCACCGGUGUUUUACUUCACCUGGUCUGCCGGUUCGAUCCUAUCUGGUGUGUGGACAUUCACAUUUGAUCGUGAACUUCAUCUUAUAUCAGCUGUAUUGGUUGGUAUGAUUUGCGUUUUUGCCCCAAUACAGCUUUACACUGGGGUUAAAACGUAUCACAAGAAACAGCAGGAUAUGUCGGAUAAACUAAAAUGGGGUCUUGAGCGAGUGGUGUUUGAUAGCCUUGGUAUAAUGAUGACGUGGACUUUCACAGCUAUGACAUCAACUUUAACUUACGCCAUUGCCUACCAAUACUCAUAUCACUUGGAAAAACCUGUUUUGAGAGCUUGGCCCGGACGUGACGUAGCAGUGGUAGCAGGCACACUACUUUAUACAGGCGCCCAGUUAUUGUGGAUUGCCUACGAUAUGAUUAUAUACCCAAAAUAUACAAGUUGCUUACGUAGUGUUUACCCAAUGACAAGCUUCUGCAGCCUCGGGUUGUUCUUUUCAAACUAUGACAGCGGAAAUGGAAUGAAUUAUCACAACCUAGCCUACUUAGUUCUCGGAUUGAAUGCGACAUUCUUUUUCAUCCUUCGGGACAAAUUGAAGGGAAAAGUUCAAAACUCCGCAAUCUAUUAUGAAAAUAAAAAGAUGGACUAAACAGUUUUACUGGGCCCAGAAAUGGAGUCAUCAAAUCUGUAUGUUUCUAUUGUAAUAAAGUUAUAAUUAUGAAUGAAUAAAUGUAACUGUUUUAUCACAUCGUUACAUAAAUGACAUUAAACUGGGUGG
This is a messenger RNA of Ciona intestinalis (vase tunicate), 1107 nucleotides long. The record is from RefSeq and is a predicted model, not a curated record. Lineage: Eukaryota; Metazoa; Chordata; Ascidiacea; Phlebobranchia; Cionidae.